This is a messenger RNA of Populus nigra (black poplar), 1290 nucleotides long. Its product is annotated as leucine-rich repeat protein 1-like. The transcript has 7 exons. The coding region runs from base 300 to 953 and encodes 217 amino acids. Gene Ontology annotation, molecular function: protein binding. Lineage: Eukaryota; Viridiplantae; Streptophyta; Magnoliopsida; Malpighiales; Salicaceae. The record is from RefSeq and is a predicted model, not a curated record.
AGGGUAAUUUAGAACGUGCAAGGACUCUUGGCAGCAUCAGACAGAGCAACUAAACAAUUGAAGAGAUAGACCCACUUCUUAAGAACUUUGCAGUGGAGAAAAUUGUUUUCCUUUAUUUAUUUUUUCUUAAUGCACAGUAACCAAACUCUUUUAUGAGCUCUAUAAAUUCCCCGACAAAUGCUGUUUCCCUUGUGCUUCCAUUCUUUAUACAAACUUACUGAACUCUUUACCCCCCCCCCCCCCUCCUGUAAAAGUGCCAUAAACAUCUUGACUCUUUACCCAGGCCUAAAGUUCCCUAAAUGGCAAGCUGUACUGUGUUACAUCUUCUCGUUCUUGUUCUUCCAUCAAUCAUUCUAGCACUAACAAAUGCAAAUUUAGAAGGGGAUGCUUUGUACGCUCUGAGGAGAGCAGUGAAGGAUCCAGGGCAUGUUCUCCAGAGCUGGGACCCAAACUUGGUGGAUCCAUGUACUUGGUUCCACGUUACCUGCGAUGGUGAUAAUCGGGUUACCCGACUAGACCUGGGAAACGCAAAGCUUUCAGGCAGUCUGGUUCCUGAGUUGGGGAAGCUCGUCCGUCUUCAGUAUCUGGAACUGUACAUGAAUGAACUGGUGGGUCCUAUACCAAGGGAACUUGGAAACCUGAAGAGCCUUGUGAGCUUGGAUCUAUAUCACAACAACCUCACUGGGACCAUUCCUGCUUCACUUUCUAAGCUUUCCAAUCUUAAAUUCCUGAGACUGAACGGCAACAGACUGACUGGAAGGAUACCAAGAGAACUGACCAAAUUGGAGAGCCUAAAGAUCAUUGACGUGUCAAACAAUGAUUUAUGUGGCACCAUACCUGCCUCAGGUUCUUUCUCCAAGUUCACAGAGGAAAGUUUUGUGAAUAACUCAAGACUGGAAGGACCGGAACUGAUGGGAUUUGUGAGAUACGGUGCUGCCGGAAGCUGUAAAUGACAGGCCACUAAGAGGCAGUUACCUAAUUCCAUAUAUUAACUCAUUAUAUGGCAACGGUUGUGUGCUUGUUUACUAGUAUAAUUAAUUAUUAGAUGCAUCUAGUUAAAGUCACACCAAGAAAUCAUCUUUAUUAUGAGAAGAAUCUCUCGCCUUCCAUCAAAAAAAGAAAAAAAAACAGAGUAGAAUCUCCAAGACACCAGAUCUUGCGGUUACUAUCACCCAACUGCAGUUCCUUUUGCGGUUACACAAUAUAACGAUAACAUGUAGUCCACUCUUUGAUGAUAUUAACAAGAUGGUGGAGAUAAAAAGAGCGGGAACGAACCUCUGCUGUCAGAAA